Molecule: messenger RNA, 3846 nt
Organism: Trichogramma pretiosum
Lineage: Eukaryota; Metazoa; Arthropoda; Insecta; Hymenoptera; Trichogrammatidae
Product: longitudinals lacking protein, isoforms A/B/D/L
Exons: 7
Coding region: 234-2123 (629 amino acids)
Biological process (GO): regulation of transcription by RNA polymerase II
Cellular component (GO): nucleus
Molecular function (GO): protein binding; DNA binding
Source: RefSeq, a predicted model, not a curated record
UAGCCGCCAUUGUGUGUCCGCUCGGCGUCGAGUGCAGAUCGAGAGUAGCGCGAGGCCGCGCGCGUCAUUUACGGCCGGCUUGAUUUUAAGAUUAUAAUUUCGUAUUUUCGGCAUACGUAUAAUAAAUAAAUAAUUCAGAAUUUCCACUGUGAUCAGCACCGCACGCUCAUUGUUUCCGUUUUACUCAUAGACUGAAAGUUAAUUAAUUACUUUAGAUAUUAUUGGAGUGAAAGAUGGACGACGAAACACAAUUUUGCCUUAAAUGGCAUAAUCACCAAUCAACCCUCAUAAGAAAUUUCGACACAUUAUUGGAAUCUGGCACAUUAGUGGAUUGCACGCUGGCGGCGGAGGGGAGAUAUUUAAAGGCCCACAAAGUCGUCCUCUCCGCCUGUAGUCCAUACUUUGAGGGUCUCUUGAGUGAACACUACGACAAACACCCAGUUUUCAUACUCAAGGAUGUAAAGUUUGUAGAAUUAAAGGCUAUGAUGGACUAUAUGUACAGGGGAGAAGUAAACAUUUCCCAAAACCAGUUAACGGCGCUGUUAAAGGCCGCGGAGUCGUUACAAAUUAAAGGCCUGUCUGAUAGUAAAACAACAGGUUCUUCUAAUAACAGUACAGUGGCUGGAAGGGUAGAACCUAAAUCAACGGCAACGAGUACAUCGAAUGCUGUUACGACGGCCGUAGACAUUCCACAAGGGUCUUCCGGUCUUACAAUUGAGAAGAACAACAAAGUUCCUAGGCAAAGGCUUACACAGACAUCAGCAAACAUGUCAGAGGGUGGUGCCAGCCCUCAACAAGUCAGGGGUAUCUCAUCAAGGGAAGGAUCAGUUAGCCCCACAAGAAAAAGGCGUGCUCGCAGGCGUAGUCUGGGCAAUGAUGAAUCCAACUCAAUGGAAAAUCAUGAAGCAUCUAACUCGAGUGAUGUGACAGCAAGUGCGACCGUGAUGGCCGCGCCUACUGUUGAAGAUAAAAGUCAUGCCGAAUCCGCGGACCCGAUCGGCAGGUCAGCACUCAUGCAGCAACUUACCAAAUCCAACGACGAUAUGCUUCAAAUGCAAAUGGAAAAGCCAGAGCCCACUGAAGACAUGAUACAGCCAAAGUCUGAAUACAUGGAAGACCAGGAAAGCGUGGAAGAUCUCACGCACCUGGAUGAUGACAUGAACGACCUCAAUGAAAUGGAACAAGACAACAGCAGAGCAGGCCCAAGUCAUGAUUCUUCCCAUCCUGGUCUCGCGUCGUGGCACAUAACAAGUGAUAGAAGCAAUGCAGGCGUUGGCGCAGCAGGUGGAGCUCAGGGAGCUGAUGAUGCUGUUUUCAUGAAUGCCCACGAAACAAACGCUGCACAACGGGACUCACAAGUGGCCAGGAAUCGCAGCAGUACCGCAGCAGCAGCAGCAGCAGCAGCAGCGGCAGCGGCCGCCGGAGGAAAUCGCCUGAGCAUGAUGUCCGUGCUGAACCGCAACUUCAAGCAGUUCGCCAAGAAGAGACGUCCUCUGACGCGCAGCCGUAGCGACUUUCAUCAGCCACAGCCGCCCAGCUCGAGCCAAGCCUCGACGCCGCUCCACCAGCAGCUGUCGCUGCGCGGCCGCGACGAGCUGCAGAUCGAGGCACUGGACGAGGACGAGGCCUCGUCGUCGCGCGACAGUCUCGUGUUCCCGGCCUCGCUCGGCCUCGUGCCCCGCCACCAGCUCGAGCUCCAGCAGGCGCGCCAGCGCCAAUUGCAGCAGCAGCGCGCCGCCGCCGCGGCCGUGGCAGCGGCCAGCUCCACGGCCAAGACCAGCUCCUCGGAGGCGGCCUCGACGCCGGCCAAGGCGACGCCGGCCAUCGACGCGUCCAAGUCCAGCGGCGAGCUCAACAAGCCGAAUCUGUCCAUCUCGCCGGCCUCGCUGCUGGCCCAGUCGGCCCGCCUCGAGCCCAGCCACCAGCGCGAGUUCCGCUGCCGAUUCUGCGGCAAGGGCUACAGGUGGAAGAGCACAAUGAGGCGACACGAGAGCCUCGAGUGCGGCGACAAGCCUCCGAGCUUUCAGUGCUCCCAGUGCCCGUACAAGGCGCGCCAGCGGGGCAAUCUGACGGUGCACUUCAAGCGCCACCAUCAGAACGUACCCGGUCUGAAAGCCGAUUAGCGCAGCGCGUGCGUAACAUGAGUGAAAAACACCAUCUUUUACACUGAAACAAAAGAGCGACUGCUACCGCUCUUUUGCGCGGUUCAACUGUAUUCGCGCGAACUCGAGCUGCCCCCGAUUUUGCAGUUCGGUGAGAGAGGCUUUUCGCUCUCUCUCGUCCGCAACGUGCAACAGUACGUUAGUGGUCAGAGGCCUUAUUUACUAUAUAUAUAGCGUUAGGAAUAAAAAAUAAAAGAAGAAAAAACUGAAUUUCAUUGCAAACGCGCGUGGAUCGUGGGGGUCGGAUCACGCCCACAAAGAUAAUACUCAUCGCUUAACGAUAUACUACUUACACGAAGGAAAGUCCUCGCGGACCGAUACAUUUCUCUCGGGUGUAGUAAAAUACUGAACUUAGACAAUGUUACUUUUUUUCAAAUCAUUUCACCAAUGAUGAAUUUAAAUUUGUAAUCGUUAAUAAUAUUAUGAUUAGUGAUAAUGUGAUUUUUUAUAUAAUCGUGUAUAAAAAGUAAGGGAACGUCGUACAGGUAAAUAUUUUUGAGAAACGUUUUUGGAAUGACCGCUGAAUGGUAUACGAUUUAAUGUUAAAAUUGAAGCCCCUGUACAAUGUUAUGCAAAUGCAUUUGGUGCAUUGUAUUUUUUUACUUAAAAAAAAGAAGAAAUUAAUCAUAAUAACUCGUGCUCUCUUAUUUUUAACAAAUGUUUGAGAUAAUUUACAAUGUACUAUUGGGGGUGAUUAAUUAAUCGUAAUGACAAACUCAUUAAUUGCAACAACAAAAAAAUGAUACUCAAUUAAAUUACCACCCCUUCCUCGUAUAAUGCCUUAUGUAUAUCUCUUACGUAACUUUUUUUUUACAAUGAACUCAUGUAGACAUUCCAUUAACAUUUAAUAGCUGAUGACCAAGUUGAAAGUAUUAAUCUUAUAAUACAGUUAAUUCGUAUGUCCUAUAAUGUACUUAUGCGUUAAGAUUUUUGACAAGUUCAAAUCUGUACCACAAAUUAUACGACUUAUUACUUAUUUAAUUGAAUUACGGGAUUAGGGAUUUUUAGUUGUCAAAUUAAGAAGUUACGUUUUAAGACACUCAUUGUUCAAAUAUAGGGUAUUAAUACUUGGUUUAAGUAUGAAUUUUCCAAUUGAACGAUAAUUUCGUUUAACAAAUCAUGUCGAGUCCAAAUAGAUACAGAUUAUGCUCAUCUUUUGCGCGUAUUUUAGUAUUGAUUUUUCAAAUCUACAUUGAAUGGUGUGAAUGUACAUUCAAUUCAACAUUUUAACACUCUACACUUAGUAAUUAUUUUUUAGCGUGAAUUCUUUUAACACUUAAAAGUAUAUAUACAGAUUAAAAAACGGUUACGUAAAUUUUUUGUUGGUUUAAGUUUUUACGUGUAUUUACAAUUUUUACAUUCCAACUUCUUUUAUCUAUGAUGCAGUUCUUAGAUAAUUAGUUUAGGUAUCGAUGAGUUUGAGUUCUCCUAUUUGUAAGGAAUCAAAAUUUCGUUAUUAAUUAUAUUAUUUGUACUUUGUAACUAUGAUAUCGUAAAGGAGUAUGGUUUUGAUAACAGGUAUUUUUGAUAUGGUUAAUAUAUUUAUAGACAUUAAAUAUUAAAUGUAAUGAAAAAAUUUUUUAAUGUUCGAUCGUAUUUUUAUAAGAUGUAAGAAAUAAUAUUUUUCACCAAACUGUAUCCACGGUACUUAAUCUCUAAUUAUUAAAGAAUUUUUUAAAUAAAA